CAGGAGUAGUAUUGUGGAGAGACCUUCAAUUCGGAAAAGCAGCCAGCAGAAAGAAAAAAGAGAAAAAAUGACAGCCAAAUGUUUUAAAACCCUGUAUGUCAUUUAAUUUGAUAAAAACUACUUCUAAUUUUUGUCGUAAUUUAAAAAGUGGAAGAAUAAAGAUGGGACUUUUAACAGUAUUAAAGAAAUUAAAACAAAAGGAAAAAGAAAUGAGAAUUCUUAUGUUAGGCUUAGAUAAUGCAGGGAAGACGACAGUUUUAAAAAGGAUAAACGGGGAACCAAUAGAUACAAUUUCACCAACGCUAGGAUUUAACAUUAAGACUUUGGAACAUCGUGGUUAUAAAUUAAAUGUAUGGGACGUUGGUGGACAAAAAUCAUUACGAUCCUAUUGGAGAAAUUACUUUGAAUGUACGGAUGGUCUAAUUUGGGUCGUGGAUAGCGCAGACAGAAGGAGACUCGAGGACUGUAAAGUCGAAUUGCACAAACUUUUGCAAGAAGAAAGAUUAGAAGGUGCUAGUUUGUUAGUUCUCGCUAAUAAACAAGAUUUGACUGGUGCACUUUCGGCACCGGAAAUCGCGGAUGUGUUAGAAUUGCCGAAUAUUAAGUCCCAUCAUUGGCAAAUUUUUAAAUGUUCCGCCGUUUCUGCUGAAAACUUAGUUGAGGGUAUUAAUUGGAUCCUUGAUGACAUUGCAGCAAGAAUAUUUUAUUUGGAUUAAUUGAAAUGUUUAUGUUAAAAAGAAAAAAAUCGUUAUCUUAACAACUUUUCUUUAAAUUCAUGUUACAAGAGCUUCUAAAUUUAUUCGAAACCCAAUUUAACUUUCCAAGUGCAACAAGAAGAAUAAAAUAAUUUGUAAAUUAUAGAUAUUUAAAAAUAUUAAUUAGUUUAAAAAUUUCAAAUAUCUGAAACUUUAAGUUCUUAAAAUACAAUUUAUUAUAAAUAUAAUUCUUAAUUAUUAAUAUAAAAUUAAUUAAUUAAAUCUAAAAUUUCUAAAAAUUUAUCUUAUACUUAUUGUUAAACCUUCCUAUUUAUUAUUUUGUCAUUUUUAUAACUUGUUCAAUUUUUAUUUGUCUCAAUACUUUAUCCUUCAUCCACUAGAAUUAUUUUAACAUAGUACAUAGUCAUUUGAAGGCAUUUUAAUUCUAGGUAUAUUUGUGUGAGAGUAAAUGGGAGAAGGUUAUACGAUUUUUUUGCCAAAAUGAUUUUAAUAGGAUUCCUACUUUGUGUACGGAACUAUAAAAAUGAAAGUAAAAAUUAAUUUGUUUUGAAUCCAAACUAGUCAAAUUGAAAGACUUUUGUAAGCACGAUGCAACCUUGACGCAAUCAUGCAUGAUUCUGUCCCACCAAGCUUUUUCUUAAUAUAUUUUUUACAUUCAAUUUUGUAUAUUCUAAAGUUCAAAAUUCAUUUUUUAACUUUUUGGCUAAUAUAAUACUGACAUUUUAUCUGAAGUUAUUAAUUUUUUUAGAAUAAAAAAUUUUUCAAACAUAAAUUUGAAA
Messenger RNA from Leptopilina boulardi, 1495 nucleotides. RefSeq names its product ADP-ribosylation factor-like protein 2 (gene Arl2). The coding region runs from base 96 to 716 and encodes 206 amino acids. Gene Ontology annotation, cellular component: microtubule cytoskeleton; cytoplasm. The transcript is spliced from 2 exons. The record is from RefSeq and is a predicted model, not a curated record. Gene Ontology annotation, biological process: protein folding. NCBI's taxonomy places the organism in Eukaryota, Metazoa, Arthropoda, Insecta, Hymenoptera, Figitidae. Gene Ontology annotation, molecular function: GTPase activity; GTP binding.